CGGAAGAUUCCAGCAGCAGCUAUGACUCAGAGCAACGGGGAGAACCCACAGAGGACCCGGAGGGGGCUCCACCAGAUCCGGGCUGGGAUCCAGUCCCGAUCACUGCUGGCUAAAAAGAGAGUGGAGAACAUCACAAAGAAUGAUGUGAAGGGAUUCUUCAUUAGAAAUGCCUUUGUCAUCUUAACCAUUGCAGCUGUCAUUAUUGGUAUAAUCCUGGGAUUUUCUCUGCGGCCUUAUAAAAUGUCUUACCGGGAAGUGAAGUUCUUCUCUUUUCCUGGAGAACUGCUGAUGAGAAUGCUUCAGAUGCUGGUGCUGCCCCUGCUGGUUUCCAGUCUCAUUACAGGCAUGGCUGCUCUGGACAGCCGUGCUUCUGGUAAAAUGGGUAUGAGGGCAGUGGUCUACUACACCACCACCACCAUCCUUGCUGUGUUCAUCGGUAUCGUCAUGGUGCUCAUUAUUCACCCUGGGAAAGGAUCGAAGGAUGAGUUCACCAAGCAGCAGCAGAUAGAGCAGGUCAGCCCUGCUGAUGCCUUCCUGGACCUUAUCAGAAACAUGUUUCCUCCUAACCUUGUGGAAGCUUGCACCAAACAGUUCAAGACGCAGUAUGCCAAGAGAGUAGUCCAUGUGAAGAUAACAGUGAAUGACACAAUAUUCACACUCAAUGGUAGCCAGGACAUAGCCCGGGAGGAGAUGAUCCCAGUGCCAGGGACGGUUAACGGAAUCAAUGCUCUUGGCCUGGUGGUGUUCUCCAUGUUCUUUGGUCUGAUCAUCGGGAGCAUGAGGGAACAGGGACAGCCCCUCAAGGACUUCUUCGACUGUCUCAAUGAAGCCAUCAUGAGGCUGGUUGCCAUAAUCAUGUGGUAUGCCCCUAUCGGUAUCUUGUUCCUGAUUGCCGGUAAGAUCGUGGAGAUGGAGGAUAUUACAGCCAUGGGUGGGCAGCUGGGAAUGUACACGGUGACAGUCAUUUGUGGGCUGCUCAUCCACGCCAUCAUUGUCCUGCCAACGCUCUACUUCGUCAUCACCAGGAAGAACCCCUUUGUUUUCAUCGCGGGGCUGUUGCAGGCACUCAUCACUGCCCUGGGAACUUCCUCCAGUUCUGCCACUUUGCCCAUCACUUUUAAAUGCCUGGAGGAAAACAACAAAGUGGACAAGCGUGUGACCCGUUUCGUGCUCCCCGUCGGCGCCACAAUUAACAUGGAUGGCACAGCUCUAUAUGAAGCCCUGGCAGCCAUCUUCAUCGCACAGGUCAAUAACUAUGACCUUAACUUUGGACAGAUUCUCACCAUCAGUAUCACUGCCACAGCAGCCAGUAUUGGAGCAGCUGGGAUCCCACAGGCAGGACUGGUUACCAUGGUGAUAGUUUUAACCUCGGUAGGCUUGCCCACUGAUGACAUCACGCUCAUCAUUGCCGUUGAUUGGUUCCUGUAAGUAUCGACUAUAUGACAUCUUAGAAAACUUCACUUUAAAUGGGAAAG
Messenger RNA from Xiphias gladius (swordfish), 1475 nucleotides. RefSeq names its product solute carrier family 1 member 3a (gene slc1a3a). Gene Ontology annotation, molecular function: glutamate:sodium symporter activity; neutral L-amino acid transmembrane transporter activity; L-glutamate transmembrane transporter activity. Bases 22 to 1428 code for a protein of 468 amino acids. The transcript is spliced from 8 exons. Gene Ontology annotation, biological process: L-glutamate import across plasma membrane; D-aspartate import across plasma membrane; L-aspartate import across plasma membrane. Lineage: Eukaryota; Metazoa; Chordata; Actinopteri; Istiophoriformes; Xiphiidae. The record is from RefSeq and is a predicted model, not a curated record. Gene Ontology annotation, cellular component: plasma membrane.